Messenger RNA from Aureobasidium vineae, 3084 nucleotides. NCBI's taxonomy places the organism in Eukaryota, Fungi, Ascomycota, Dothideomycetes, Dothideales, Saccotheciaceae. The record is from the annotation of a GenBank genome assembly.
AUGGAGCAACAAAUAGUGCAGCUCCUCCACGACACGCAGUCGCCCAACGAUGGCCCUCGUCGCAAUGCCGAGCUGCGCCUCCGCCAGCUCUACCCAGACACAACCUUUGCUCCCACCCUGAUCGCCGUCGCUACACACCAGUCCAUCGACCUUCCCACGAGGCAAGCCGCCCUGCUGUUCCUCAAGCAGUUUGUGCAGCAAGUAUGGUCUCCCCAGUUCGAAGAGUUCAAGGGCGAAAUGCUCGUCUCUGUCGAAGACCGUGCAAAGCUCCGACAGGCUCUGCUUGACCUGGCCACCGAUGCCCACCAGGAGAGGAAGAUCAAGAGCGCAGCUUCUAUCGUCGUCAGCAAGAUUGCUACUGCCGACUUNCCUGACGAAUACCCGAACCUCCUUCCCACCCUGCUACACAUCAUCAACAACGGCCAGGAUGGUCAGCUACAUGGCGCCCUCAAGGUCCUUCAAGACUUGGUCGACGACUGCUUCAACGACGAUCAGUUCUUCAAUGUCGCCUACCAGAUCGUCUCGUCUGUCUUUGCCGUAGCCACCAGCUCCCGUCCUACCAUCCUUCGCGCUUUGGCUGUCUCAGUCUUCCGAUCAUGCUUCGACAUGCUGGAGAUGGUCAUGGAGGACCACAAGACGGCUGUCAAGUCUUUUGCCGAAGACACGCUCAACAACUGGUACCCCUUCUUCCUCGCUACUCUGAACAUGCCUGUGCCCGCCACUCCUGUCGAGCAAGAAGAGUCUCAGAACCCCAUCGCUGAAAUAUACCGUGGCAUCGUUGCUCUCAAGCUGCAGGUCGUCAAAGUCUUGAUGCGUGUUCGCUCCAUCUUCCCCUCAGUCCUGGCUCCUCAGGCGCCUGCUCUGUUCGCCGCUACAUGGCAAGAGCUCAAUAAUCUCCGCCAGUCAUAUCACGAGUCUUUUAUUCUCCACGAUCGCCAAGGUCGGCUUGAAGAUGCCGAUGGUCUGCCCUUCACCCUCGACUUCUUGGUGCUCGAGGAGCUGGACUUCAUGCAAGCCUGUCUUCGUGCUGCUCCUGUCCGCAAACAACUCGAAGAGCAGCUGCAGUCUCAGUCAAUGCCAGACACUUGGGUCACUGAAGUCAUGAAGCUCACCGUUACAUAUGCACAUAUCACCACAGAAGAGGAAGGUCUGUGGGACAUUGACCUGAACAUCUUCCUGGCCGAAGAGUCAAACGUCACUGCAAACUACACUCCUCGAACUGCCUGUGCCGAUUUGGCCAUCAAGCUUGGUGAGUGGCAAAGUGCUGCUACCAUCGAGGGACUCUUACACCACACUCGCGAGCUCUACUCGACUGACUCUAGCUGGAAGGCAAAGGAGUCUGCUCUGUUCAUUCUCAACCAGCUCCUGACUGACUUCUCUGACGGCGAACGAGACAUAGCUCCAGAGAUUGCCAGUGCCUACAUCGACUUCGUCAGAUAUGCAAUGCAACAGGAACACGUCUUCCUCCGAGCGAGAGGCCAUUUGACCGCUAGUAGUUUGGUGCGCACGGCUGGUUCUGCUCUUGGCGGAGUGGAUUCGUCGCUCAUGGAGCAGUCGCUGCACGCAAUCACCAACGAUCCCUCUGAUGUCGUCAAGGUGUCGUGUAUCCGUUCCAUGCAAGCCUAUCUCCAAGGCGUCCCUUCUGCCAACAACAUGUCCAUGCAGCCUGCCAUCAUCAACGCUAUCCACACUUUCGUCACUGAGCUUGACUUUAGCGACAUGGAUGAGUCUGAGGAUGUCAUGAUUGCCAUCGUCGAGACACUGCGUGAUGCCAUUAUGAUUGACACGCGUAUCUGCUUGACUGGCUCUGGCUUGGAUGUCCUCUUUACUAUUGCUAGCUGGUGUGCUGUCAAUUACCAGAUCUACAUUCUCAUUGCCGAGACCUUCGAAGAUAUCGCAGAGACACUAUCAGGUGCAGGUCCCGAGGUAUACACACAACUAUGCGCCAAAGUCUUGCCUUCGCUGUCAGGGGCCUUUGCCGUUGCCAACCUGACUGAUGAGAACUCUUUGACAAAUCUUGCCGCAGACAUGCUUUCUGAUCUCGCACAGAACGGUCCCUCACCACUGCCUCAAGGAUUCAUCGUCACCAUCAUGCCUAAACUCACACGUCUUCUCCUUGAAUCUCCCGAUGAAGAGUUGCUUAAGGCAGCAACCUCUGCCACUCGGUACAUGCUGGAGAAAGACCCCGAGCAGAUGUUCAACUGGGCAAAUCAUGAUGGUAAGUCCGGUCUUGAAGUCAUUCUAGUCAUCAUCGAUCGUCUUCUUGGUCCUUCAGUUGAAGACAAUGCCGCUGGUGAAGUCGGUGGUCUUGCUGCUGCCCUGGUUGAGAAGGCUGGAUCUGAUAGACUCGGUCCAUACUUGGCACAGUUGUUGAGCGCCGUUGCUCACAGAGUCAACACUGCUACUCAAACACAAAUCAUUCAGAGUUUGAUUCUUGUGUUUGCGAGACUGUCCCUGCUUUCAGCCAGAGAGGUUGUCGACUUCCUUGCCCAAAUCGCUAUCGGCGAAGAGAGUGGUUUGCAAGUCGUCUUGACAAAGUGGCUCGAGAAUUCCAUCAACUUUGCCGGCUAUGAUGAGAUCAGACAGAACAUCAUCGCCCUCUCGCGCCUUUAUGACCUUCACGACCCCCGCCUCGACACGGUCCAAGUCAAGGGCGACAUGAUCAUGCCAACGUCCACGCGCAUCAUGACUAGAAGCCGUGCCCGCGCAAACCCUGACCAAUUCGCCAUCAUCCCCGCCCCUCUCAAGAUUGUCAAGAUUCUCGUCGACGAACUUCUCUCCAACAACGUCUCGCGUAGUGUCGAGACUCUUGCUCCAGCCUCUGAACUCGAAAAAGCAGAAUCAGUCGGUAGUGGCGACUCGGACUGGGAAGAUGAAGACGGUUUCUUGGACUUGGGUGCUGGCAUGACCAAGGAGGCACUAAUGGGUAUGAUUGCGGAUGAUAUGCCGAGCAGGAGCAGAGAUGACGAGACUCAAGGUUUCUUGCUUCAGUGGUUUGGAGUCAAGGCUCAGGAAGAGGGCUUCGGUGCGGUGUUCGGCCAGUUGACUGCUGGUGAACAGGAAAAGUUGAGGUCUAUGGCUUGA